Molecule: messenger RNA, 1810 nt
Organism: Neomonachus schauinslandi (Hawaiian monk seal)
Lineage: Eukaryota; Metazoa; Chordata; Mammalia; Carnivora; Phocidae
Gene: OIT3
Product: oncoprotein induced transcript 3
Exons: 9
Coding region: 61-1701 (546 amino acids)
Molecular function (GO): calcium ion binding
Source: RefSeq, a predicted model, not a curated record
GACAAAGGACAACUGAAAUUAAGAGGAUUUCCAGUCUGUUCUGGUGGCUGGUCCAGAAGGAUGUUUCAGUUCCUGCUUCUCACCUGCCUCUUCUUCACAAUCACACCUGCAUCACCAAUGGCCCUAGAUCCUUGUUCCGCUUACAUCAGUUUGAAUGAGCCAUGGAGGAACACUGACCAUCAGUUCGAUGAGUCUCAAGGUCCCCCUCUUUGUGACAACCAUGUGGAUGGGGAGUGGUACCGCUUCACAGGCAUGGCAGGGGAUGCCAUGCCCACCUUCUGCAUACCAGAAAACCACUGUGGAACCCAUGCACCUGUCUGGCUCAAUGGCAGCCACCCGCUAGAAAGUGAUGGCAUCGUGCAACGCCAGGCCUGUGCCAGCUUCAACGGGAACUGCUGCCUCUGGAACACCACGGUGGAGGUCAAGGCUUGCCCGGGAGGCUACUAUGUGUAUCGUCUGACCAAGCCCAGUGUCUGCUUUCAUGUCUACUGUGGUCAUUUUUAUGACAUCUGCGACGAGGACUGCCAUGGCAGCUGUGUAGACACCAGUGAGUGCAUGUGCUCUCCAGGGACGGUGCUGGGCCCCGACAGGCAGACAUGCUUCGAUGAAAAUGAAUGUGAGCAAAACAAUGGUGGCUGCAGUGAGAUCUGUGUAAACCUGAAAAAUUCAUAUCGCUGUGGGUGUGGGGUUGGCCGCGUGCUAAGAAGUGACGGCAAGACGUGUGAAGACAUUGAAGGAUGUCACAGCAACAAUGGUGGUUGCAGCCACCUUUGCCUUGUGUCUGAGAAGGGCUAUCAGUGUGAAUGUCCCCGGGGCUUGGUGCUGUCUGAGGACAACCACACGUGCCAAGUCCCCGUGUUGUGCAAGUCGAAUACCAUUGAAGUGAGCAUCCCCAGGGACCUGGUUGGCGGUCUGGAGCUCUUCCUGACCAACACUUCCUGCCGAGGAGUGUCCAAUGGCACCCAUGUCAACAUCCUCUUCUCCCUCAAGACGUGUGGCACAGUGGUUGAUGUGGUAAAUGACAAGAUUGUGGCAAGCAACCUUGUGACAGGUCUACCCAAGCAGACCCCAGGGAGCAGCGGAGACAUCAUCAUCCGAACCAGCAAAGUGCUGAUCCCAGUGACCUGCGAGUUUCCACGCCUGUACACCAUUUCAGAAGGAUACAUCCCCCACCUUAGAAAUGCCCCACUGGAAAUCAUGAGCCGCAGUCAUGGAAUCUUCCCGUUCACUCUGGAGAUCUUCAAGGACAAUGAGUUUGAAGAGACUUACCGGGAAGCCUUGCCCACCCUCAAGCUUCGAGACUCCCUCUACUUUGGCAUUGAGCCUGUGGUGCACGUGAAUGGCUUAGAAAGCCUGGUGGAGAGCUGCUUUGCCACCCCCACCUCCAAGAUCGACGAGAUCCUGAAGUACUACCUCAUCCAGGAUGGCUGUGUUUCAGAUGACUCCGUGAAGCAGUACACGUCCCGGGACCACCUAGCAAAGCACUUCCAGGUCCCUGUCUUCAAGUUUGUGGGCAAAGACCACAAGGAAGUGUUUCUGCACUGCCAGGUCCUUGUCUGUGGACGGCUGGACGAGCAUUCCCGCUGUGCCCAGGGCUGCCACCGGCGAAUGCGCCGUGAGGCAGUGGAAGGAGAGGACACAGCUGGUCCACAGAGCCAGAUGCUGACAGGCGGCCCGAUUAACAUCGACUGGGAGGACUAGGACCACCCAACACCCGACUCCUGGCUCUGGGUUGCCCACCUCUUUGGAAUUACUCCCCUCUGAGAACAUCAGUCAACACCUUCGAACAUGGCACUUCUUUAAACCUCAU